Solea senegalensis (Senegalese sole) is the source of this 2760-nucleotide messenger RNA. RefSeq names its product flocculation protein FLO11. The record is from RefSeq and is a predicted model, not a curated record. Gene Ontology annotation, biological process: regulation of transcription by RNA polymerase II. The coding region runs from base 304 to 2115 and encodes 603 amino acids. The transcript has 3 exons. Gene Ontology annotation, molecular function: RNA polymerase II cis-regulatory region sequence-specific DNA binding; DNA-binding transcription factor activity, RNA polymerase II-specific. NCBI's taxonomy places the organism in Eukaryota, Metazoa, Chordata, Actinopteri, Pleuronectiformes, Soleidae.
AUUGGCAAAGAACUGGCGCUGCUGUGUUGCUGCUGCUACGUGCAGGUAAAAGGAACAGGCGACACACACACACACACGCGCGAGUGAAAAACCCACAAAAAAACACUGAAAACAUUUAUCGUGUCAGAAAAGCUAUGGAAAACGAGAAGCUUUUCCGCGCGGCAGAAACACAGACACGAGGUGUUUAAAGUGUGAAAGAAAAGCGACGUCUUGAAGAGAAAGUGUCAACCAUCGUUUGGCUCCUGGACUCCACGCUUUGUGCGGAGCAACUUGGGACAGCUGCGUGUUUUCCAUCAACAAAGAAUGAAGGCAUUCAAACGAGCUCUUGAAGAAGAGCAUCGGCCAGAGCAGGAUCACUCCUCGGCCAUGUCGGACAGCGAUGACGGCUCCCCGCUCGACCUGUCAGGAAGGGGGCUUCUUGGAAAGCGCCGUCGCCGUGGCAACCUGCCCAAGGAGGCGGUGCAGAUUCUGCGGAGCUGGCUGUAUGAACACCGCUUCAACGCUUACCCAUCAGAGCAGGAGAAACUCAGUCUCUCUGGUCAGACCAACCUGUCAGUACUACAGAUAUGUAACUGGUUCAUCAAUGCACGUCGCCGCCUCCUCCCCGACCUGCUUCGCAAGGACGGAAAAGACCCAGCCAAGUUCACCAUCUCCCGAAAGAUUGGGGGUAAAAGUGAAGGCAACUCAUCUAAUGGAGGUGGAGCCAGCUCUCCAGAAAGAAACUCCUCCCCCAGUUCCUCUCAACUGCGGCCAUCGGUCAUCCGUUCUGCCCCCACACUGGACCUCAGUCUUCUUGGGAACACAGCCACGGCUAUUCUGACAGGAGCAGGCUACCUGGGUAUAGAAGGAUCAGUGCAGGCACUCAUGAAGCUGGAUACACAAAGUUUGCUGAGGGAAGCAGAGGAACAAGGGGUUAAUACAGCUUGUCUCACCAGCACAACAAUGGCAGCUAGUCCCACUAGUGGCCUCUUCAACACUCCUCCCCCAACUCCACCUGAGCUGUUCCCCACCCAGGACUUCAGUGAUUUGAGGCUUCUAGUUGAUGCAGCCCUGCAAAGGGCAGCAGAGCAAGAAAACCUGAAAAGACUUCAAGAGGCCCAGAACAAACCAUCAGAUGCCGUGGAGACACAGUGCAGUGCUUAUAGCAGUGACCCACCCAGUGGCUCCACACCGCCUCCAGAGGACAGCCAACAAGUCAUGGAUGCCUCCAGAGUACAGAGUCUGAUGGAGAAGGCUAUGGCAGUUCCAGUGUCAGCUGUAACUUCACUGAAGGCCCCUGUGGCUCAGUCCUCACCAGCCCCUGUUCUAGUUCCAGCUCCUGUCUUGGUCUCAGCCACAAGGCUGUCUCCUCUACCGAUGAAUAAAGUCAUCUGGAACCCUUUGGACAAGGACACGACUCGAGCCUCCAGCCCAAACCACCCUCAGCUCAUCCCGGCUCAUUUGCCAACAUUUGUGCCCGUGUCUGCUUCUGUCUUUGGGCAGCUAGAUUCUCAGAAAUCAAUUGCAGUGCCAGCCAUCACCACAGCUUUAUCACCAGCUUCACCCUCAAGCUCAGUUCCAGUUCCAGCACUUUUGCCCGCUUCAACUAGUGCCACAGUACCAGCUUCAAGGCCUGUCUCUGUUCCAUCAGCAGUCCUUCUGCCUAAUACAAGUUCUGCCUCUGUCGCUGCUUCAAGCCAGAUUUCUUCCCCAAGUGUACCUCUCGUUCCAGCAGCUACUUCCCCAACCAUCGCCUCUAUUGCAUCCUCCAGAGGAGUCCCGAUUUACCUGCCAUUCCAUAAAACCCCUUUAAUGCCUGUCACCGUUCCAUGUCCGUCGUUUAUUUCAACAUCGGCAUCGUCUCCAGCCCAAGUUUCAGUGUCUGGCCCAGCUUCAGCUCCAACACCAUCUUCUACUCCAACGAUCACACCUCUUGUGGGCCUUGCCUCCCAGCUCUCUCCUCCUUCUCCUCCUCUUCAUCCCUCUUCCACAAGCAGCAGGAAUUCCACAGUGGGACCCAGUGUUUGGAAUAUGGUCCAUGCUGACACCAGGCAACCCAGUUCACUUCAAGUGGUAAAAAACCCCAUCACCACAGGGUGGGGCCCUCUGCACACUAUGAGUGAAACUGUAAACUAGGAGCUGCAACUGGGCGGCCAUCUUUUUAAAUAUAAAUAUCCACAGAGGAGAGAGGUCGGACAUUUCCUUAAGGCUGGACAACACUGUAUAUAGCUGAAUGUAUCUAUGGAGUCCUUGUUGACAUUGAAGCCUGUGCCUGCACAAUAUACACAGUAAUGGAUUAGAUGUGUGAAGUGGGAUAAAGUGAAGCAACGGACAUGAGGUGUUUUUAGCAAUUUCAAGUGACUUUUUUUAUUGUUUUAUGUCGCUGUUGUGGAAGGACACUGUUGAUUGUAAGCUGUGGUGCCAUUUCUCAAAGGGAAAAUUCUUCAGUGCAGAGUUUUUCAACCUCCUUUUCCAAGUUACAGUUUAUGAAUUAUUAGGAAAAUGUCCUGUAAUUGUACAAAAUUCAAAUUGGUGUCAUUUUUGAGCACCAGCAGAGUUCGCCUCCUCAGUAACAAUACUGGACUUUGUUGAAUGUACAAAAGGCACUGACAUGAAUGGCUAAGCUGCCGAUCACCCAUUGCCAUCCAGGAUAGAAGGACAUUACUUAAACAGCAACUUCAGUCCUCUAUAGUUGUGCAAUUCAUAGUUUUGUGUUUACUUCACUACAUUUUCCUUUUCUUUUUUUUUUUCUUUUUUGAGUAGAGGAGAAAUCUAUGUUGU